CAUAGGCCUAGAAGUAAAGAAUCUGGUUCACGUCAUUUACAAGACCAAAACUGCAAUAUAUACAACCCUCGGUAAAAAAUCCUCCUGACUGGAUGGACCUAGGUUCGAAGGUGCUUGAGAUAGUGGAGGCAGGGGCUAAAGCAAAGACGGCGCUGCUGGAAGGUGGGGAGAAAUGGAUCAAGGCGGUUGUAAAGGGGAGGAAAGACCCUGUAGCGGAGUUUUCCAAGGGGAAGAGUAACAUGACUGCGAUAAGACAGGAAGUGGUGACAAUGCUGAAGGACAUUGUUGAUGAUGUUCUGACUCCUCUUGAACCUCUAAAAAAACUGGGAAGAAAGUUCGUGGACACUUUCAAGAAGGUGUUUGAUAUCGCCAAAUCCGUGAAGCGAGCUUACGACGCUCUGAAGGAAGGAUACCGAGCGGCCCGCUCUCUUAUCGACCGUAUUUUCGGACCCAAAUGUCACAAGGACUUUCCCCGAACCCUCCGACUCGCUGGGGGUGGAUGCAAUGGACAGGGCAGCUACCCCUCUGAACUGAAGAAUCGAGAUGAAUACGAGCAUGAAGGAAUAGAUGUGACAAUAUCUCCUGGCAAAGAGAUUGUGGCUCCGUUUGAUGGAAACAUCAUGCUGUCCGACAAAUCUCAUGAGAUCAUCAUCAUCCCGAAUGCAGGAUCUCUUAAGGACACGGAGGUCAUCAUAACGAACAUCAACCCCGACAGCUCCUUAGUGGACAAUCCAGUGAGUGCUGGACAGAAGAUAGGCGUGGCGGCCAACUCUCCGUGUGGGGGUAACGAACACAUUCAUUUCUCCCUGAGACGGACGGGCGGCUAUGUGGAUCCUACACACUACCUGGAAGCCAGGGUACCGAAGAUUCCUGAGUGGGUGCAAGAGUGUGACGACUACAGGGUGGUGUUUAAGGAUGAUGCUAUAGCCGAAGACUGCAUCAUCUGUCUGGACGGUAAAGACAAGAAUGAUACCAGUCCAGAGAGAAAAGGAGAGGAUGUUGGAAAGCCAGAGGACCUUGAUUCCUCAAAAGAUCCUUCCUCUGUUGCCGACGCAGAAAAUAAAAAGCCCGAUUCUAUGUUCCAAAGGAUGCAGUCUCGAAAACCACAGAUAAAAGAAAAGGCGAAGAAAACAAAAGAUGGUGCUCUGGCAACCCUUUUUGAGAAAGCUGGUGCCUUUUUGAAGAAAUUCUCCAUCCGUAACCUGAAAAUGGGGACUAUCUUGGAUCUUCUUGAGAUUCUCGGCCUUGACGAGAGUCAAGGGAAGGUGGCAGAGGUCAUAAGAACAAUCAAGGAGAUGAUUAGCAACAAGCCGUGCUUCAACCCUUACCAGAUGACGGAUGACCAGCUGAGGACGGAGCUGACCGAGAGGGGGAUGAGGGCAGAGGGGACUCGGGAACAAAUGAUCAACUCCCUCACCACGCCAUCAAACAGUCAGUUCACACAGUAUCAAACAGUCUUUAGCUUAAUGCCUGUCCGCUCAUGAAAAUCUCGAUGCCCAACAACAUCUACUGCACAUUUGACGACAAAUGUCUUGGACUGGAAUGCUGUGUACAUUUCAACCUCUUCAUGUUCAGAAAG
Haliotis rubra (blacklip abalone) is the source of this 1579-nucleotide messenger RNA. RefSeq lists its product as uncharacterized. NCBI's taxonomy places the organism in Eukaryota, Metazoa, Mollusca, Gastropoda, Lepetellida, Haliotidae. The record is from RefSeq and is a predicted model, not a curated record. The transcript has 11 exons. Bases 93 to 1484 code for a protein of 463 amino acids.